AUGCUGCCGCCUCCUUCCAGGAAGUGGCAAUCACUUCCGGCGGCCUGCACCGGGGCCGCCCCGCCCGCGCGUCGCCAUGGAGACGGGAUUUCUUUUAUUUUAAUUGGCUCCGCGGGCUUCUUCCCCUAUGGCGUCAGAGCGACGCGCUGUGAUGUCAGGUGGGGCCCGCCUCGGAGGGAAGAGGGAAGAAGGUCAGUGCCAGCGGAGGGAGCUCACUUCUGGCACCCUCCUGGGACAGCUCAGUACAGCCGGGAAACUCGGGAGCUACUGAAAGCAAUGAUGGAUGAGUCCAAGCUUAUGAGUUUCCAGAGGCGGCACCUGAUGGAUUGUGUGAAACGAGGAGAUACCCUGCCCCUCCAGUGCAACCCCACAUCCAGCAAAGACCCACAGCCUGCAGAGUCUGCUUUCUCUCCCUCAAAGCUUUGUCUGCCAGGCAGGCUUCCAGCUAAACCGCAUCUUCGACCUGCCAAGAUCUGCCAGGCAGGAGAUGCCUAUACCCGAGAGAAAUUCAAGCCACAGGCAAGGCGAGAUUUGGAAAGGGAGAAGCAAAGGCUCCAAAAUAUUUUGGCAACAGGGAAAGAUGUGAUGGAGCACAAAGUGAAGCAGACGCUCGUUCAAACAAAGGAGGAGAAGACACCUGAGGUUGACCGGUUUGAAGAAUUGGUGAAUGAAGUUCAGGAGAGGAAGGAGUUCCUGGCAGAGAUGGAAGCUUUAGGACAGGGCAAAAAGUAUCGAGGGAUUGUCCUCACUGAAAUCUCGCAGAAACUGCGGGAGAUGGAGAUCAUUGACAAGAAGAGAAGUGAGGAUAUGAGAGAGAUUGCAACAAAAGACUUUCCAGCUGGGAACAAAUCUGAUUCCUAUGACUAGGCCCAGAAAAACCAGAGCAACUUGGUCCCAACUCUUCUUCCCUUACCAUCAGAGUUUCAAGAGCUGGUCUGUGCCUAUCAGUUUCUCAAGGAUCCCCUUGAAGAGUGGACAGUACCAUCUGCUGCCUAAAGCCAGAAGCAGGAACAAUUUAUCACAGCCAGUAGCAGAAGAAAACUGUUGUAAAAUCCUGCCCAUGCACCAGAUCCCUUCUGCAAGGGGCAUUCUUGCUCAACAAUAUUAAGGAGAUGAAAACAUAUAGGAGUAGCCUUUAAAAUAUGACAAAGCAGACCCUUCUUUUGGCUAUGCAAUGCUGCAAAAGCACAGCAAUUCACAGCGAGAAAGUCACACUUUUUUCCCAUUCAACCCAAAGCCUGGAGGUUUCUAGUGACAGUAAGAUGCUAACGCAAGUGUUGCAGUCUACAUCUAUGACCUACUUCUGUCUGCACAGCCCUGAGAAUGGCUGUGUUUCCAGGUGGUGGGGAAGAAGAUGCACUACAUGGUCUCACACAAACACAAGCUUCUAGUAUCACUGUAUUUCAGAGUGAUUGCAUGCAUCAGCAAACUACUCAGCAGCAGUUAAAAUAGGCAGGUGCUCCGGGAAACAGCUGUGCUGAGAAGAGAGGGAACUUCAGAUCAGGGCUUUCUGCUCUUGCUGUGUGCAGGCUUGCUGUGUUUUUUCUUUUUUUGGAUUUAUCUGCUUUUUAGUAAUACUCUGUCAACCACUCUCCAAGGAUAGGUGGCAUGCCCUCUCAGCAUGAGUGCAGAAAGGAAUAAAAAAAAA
Molecule: messenger RNA, 1648 nt
Organism: Rhea pennata
Lineage: Eukaryota; Metazoa; Chordata; Aves; Rheiformes; Rheidae
Gene: C1H22orf23
Product: chromosome 1 C22orf23 homolog
Exons: 8
Coding region: 1-867 (288 amino acids)
Source: RefSeq, a predicted model, not a curated record